This is a messenger RNA of Psilocybe cubensis, 609 nucleotides long. RefSeq lists its product as uncharacterized. The transcript has 6 exons. NCBI's taxonomy places the organism in Eukaryota, Fungi, Basidiomycota, Agaricomycetes, Agaricales, Agrocybaceae. The record is from RefSeq and is a predicted model, not a curated record. The coding region runs from base 1 to 609 and encodes 202 amino acids.
AUGUCAGGCAACAGCUCACUGGACCCAUAUACUGAACAGGCUCAGAACAACGAUGUCACUACGCAGGAAAAAAUCGCUGGCCUCAAAGAAAUCAUAAAGUCUACGGAGACGGCAAUGUUAACGAGCCGUUCUUCUGAUGGCUCUUUUCAUUCGCGUGCCAUGAGCCCAGUACACCCUCAUUCCGAAACCGAUUUAACCUUGACUUUCUUCGCGAAUAGUGUAUCGCAUAAGUUUGAAGAGAUUGAGCAUGACUCACAUGUCAACGUCAGCUUUUUAAACCCAACGACUACUAGCUGGGCGUCAUUCUCAGGGAGGGCCACAGUUACUCAAGACCCGGCAGAAAUCAAGAAAUAUUGGUCAACUGCGACCUCUGCAUGGUUCGGAGACCUCAAGGACGGUAUUCACAAAGGGGAUUCAAAUGACCCUCGUGUUGCUUUGAUUCAAGUUGUACCGGAUGAAAUACGAUACUGGUAUGCUACAAAAGGGAAAGUUGGCCGAGCCAUUGAAAUAGGGGUGGGGGCUAUGACAGGCAAAACGUCGACUCCCGGUGAAUUGAGAACGAUUACCAGCAAUGAGAUAAAAUUAACUCAAGGUUUGCAUACCAAGUAG